UUCAUAGAAGUCAACGCGUUUUAAGGACCCAGCAUUACGUAGUUGCAAUAUCAUCAACAAGAAAUGCACGACCAAAAAAUAUCGUCUUGUUGUGGUUGUUUACACCAACAAACACUACUAAACAUUUGUCAUAUACGUUGGUUUUGUGCUUGAUGUCAAAUAUCAACAUAUCUUCAAAGCAACAAAAAUCAUGUAGGGAUUGAGAGUCUCUCCAAAACAAAUUUGCCAAAAAAUUCUCCUCAUCUACACCAUAUAUGCAGCAACAAAAAAAAUAAAACAAAAACAAAAACAAAAAAAUCAAAGUCGGCUAUUAGCUUUGUGUUCAUGUAGUUUUCUCUUUAGUAUGUCUCUACUCUAUCGGGAACAAGAACAAGUAUUUUCAAAGAAAUUAUUUCGUAGUACCAGACAAAUUCAGAAGCCAUUACACCUUAAGUUUUAGGUCAACGUAUUUUGUUGUCACCCCAAAUUAAUUUAAUAACAAGGCACUAAUCAAUUCUAAGCCUAACAACUCCUUCCUUAAAUUCAAAACAGCCAACAAUGUUUUCUAACAAAGUUCUUAAAACGAUUUUGCAGAGACAAUUAGCAAGAAAUAAAGCCCAAACAGAUUUCAAAUUGAAUUCCCAAAAGGUACCUAAACUUUUACAAUUAUUCCAACAAUGUCCCUCGACUCCGACUCAGCAGCAGUGUCUUCCACCAGCAGAGACUGGUACUUUCCCUCACCGCCCUUCAUCCACAGCAACUCGAACUCAACGAAAUUUCCAAAAUACCCUCGAAGAUUCCCAACAAACCCCAGGCAGUCCCAACACCUUCCUCCCGAUUAUCGGCCGCCGUUUGGCGGCGUUUCGUCUCCCAAUUCGUCGCCGCCGUUUCGCAGCGUUUCGUCCUCGACCUCGGCCCCUCAUAGAGCUUUUAGCCAUGAGAGGCUUAGACGGAGGGUCGACUUCGGUCGCCGGCGAGAGAAGCCGCAGCAAAACGACGUCAACGAGGCCAUUCCAAGCGUUUCCGACGGCGUUUCGGGAAGAAGAUCGGAGGUUUCGAGUGCGGUUUCGGGCGAUAAGUUUUUGGGAAAUGGUUUCAACGUUCGGUGGAAAAUGGCCUUUUUCGUAGCGAUUGCGACGACAGUAUUUUCAUCAGUGGUGUACCAGAAUUUCUGUUUACAUAUCCAAGUCAAUGAGUUGCAGGAACAUAUUUCCAAGCUUGAAUUUACGUUACAAGCCUACAAUUUGUCAGAUUCUACGGAGCUUAUCAGUUCCUUUGGGCAGCAGAGUGAUCUCCAUAGCAAAACUUUAAAAAGAUUAGCUCUUAUGGUCUCCCUCACACUUUUAUCUAUGCCUGUCCUAGCUUUCAAGUACAUUGAUUAUGUCUCUAGAUCAAGGUCAUCAGAAAACAUUUCAGAAGAAGUGUCUCUAAACAAACAGCUAGCAUAUCGAGUUGAUUUGUUUUUAUCAGUCCACCCAUAUUCUAAGCCAUUGGCAUUGUUAGUUGCAACUCUAUUACUUAUUUUUCUUGGUGGUUUAGCACUCUUCGGAGUGAAAGAUGAUAGCUUAGCAGAAUGCCUUUGGUUAUCGUGGACUUAUGUUGCUGAUUCUGGCAACCAUACUGACUCUGAAAAGGUUGGUGAAAGGCUUGUUUCAGUUUCCAUUAGCUUUGGCGGUAUGCUCAUAUUUGCAAUGAUGCUUGGACUUGUAUCUGAUGCAAUUUCGGAGAAGUUUGAUUCAUUGAGGAAAGGAAGAAGUAAGGUGGUUGAGCAAAACCAUACUUUAAUUCUUGGCUGGAGCGAUAAAUUGGGAUCGUUAUUGAAUCAGCUUGCAAUAGCCAAUGAGAGUUUGGGUGGAGGGAUUGUUGUAGUCAUGGCUGAGCGAGAUAAAGAGGAAAUGGAACUUGACAUUGCUAAAAUGGAGUUUAACUUCAAAGGAACAUCUGUAAUAUGCAGAAGUGGGAGCCCUCUUAUUUUGGCUGACCUGAAAAAGGUCUCUGUCUCUAAAGCCCGUGCAAUAAUCAUCCUUGCUGAAGAUGGAAAUGCUGAUCAGAGUGAUGCCCGUGCAUUGAGAACAGUUUUAAGUCUAACUGGAGUAAAAGAAGGGCUGAGAGGACAUAUUGUGGUUGAACUAAGUGAUCUUGACAAUGAGGUUCUUGUUAAACUUGUUGGUGGAGAUCUUGUUGAGACUGUUGUGGCUCAUGAUGUAAUUGGCCGUUUGAUGAUUCAAUGUGCUAGGCAGCCUGGACUUGCACAGAUAUGGGAAGAUAUCCUUGGAUUUGAAAAUUGCGAGUUCUACAUCAAAAGAUGGUCACAGUUGGAUGGCAUGCAUUUUGAGGAUGUAUUGAUCAGUUAUCCUGAUGCCAUUCCUUGUGGAAUCAAGGUUGCAUCAUUAGGUGGUAAAAUUAUUUUGAAUCCUGAUGACUCUUAUGUUCUACAAGAAGGUGAUGAAGUGCUUGUCAUAGCCGAGGAUGACGAUACCUAUGCUCCUGCACCAUUGCCUACGGUCUGGAGAGGAAGUCUACCCAAAGACUUUAUUGUUCCAAAGUCUGCAGAAAGGAUACUUUUUUGUGGUUGGCGGCGAGAUAUGGAGGAUAUGAUUAUGGUAUUGGAUGCCUUUCUAGCCCCUGGUUCAGAGCUCUGGAUGUUCAACGAGGUUGCUGAAAAGGAGAGGGAACAGAAGCUCAUUGAUGGUGGCCUUGACAUCAGCCGGUUGGUGAAUAUAACUUUAGUUAAUCGUGAGGGGAAUGCUGUCAUACGCCGUCAUUUGGAAAGCCUUCCUUUGCAAUCUUUUGAUUCGAUCUUAAUUUUGGCUGAUGAGUCUGUGGAAGACUCAGCAAUUCAAGCUGAUUCCAGAUCUCUUGCAACAUUACUUUUAAUUCGUGAUAUUCAGGCUAAGCGUCUCCCUAUGGUAACACAUGUUCAAAGAGGAAGUUUCUCACAAGGCUCAUGGAUAGGAGAAAUGCAGCAAGCUUCAGAUAAGUCAGUUAUAAUUAGUGAAAUUCUGGACCCAAGGACUAAAAAUCUAUUAUCCAUGUCAAAGAUCAGCGAUUAUGUGCUAUCGAAUGAGCUCGUAAGCAUGGCAUUGGCUAUGGUGGCUGAGGAUCGGCAAAUAAAUGAUGUGUUGGAAGAGCUGUUUGCAGAGGAGGGCAAUGAAUUGCAAAUAAGGCAAGCAGAUCUCUAUCUCCGUGAAGGUGAGGAAUUGAGCUUCUAUGAAGUACUCUUGCGAGCUCGACAGAGGAGAGAGGUCAUGAUUGGUUACCGUUUAGCCGAUGCUGAGAGAGCUGUCAUCAAUCCCCCAUCCAAAAGUAAGAGACAGAGGUGGUCAGUGAAGGAUGUUUUUGUGGUGAUUGCGGAGAAGGAAUGAAGCAUUUCUAAAUCAACAGUGAAGACAGUGUUCGAAAUUCCAUGUGAAAUCGGGGAUGGUCUUACUCUUUUCUGUUGCAAAAUGCCCAUCUGACUUUGAAGUAAGAGAAGGCGAAAAAAAAAAAAAAAAAAAAUCCUUUACAGACUCCCUGUGCCAAAAACUAAACCUCAAAGUUUUCAGAUCAAAUGGUCACUGCCAGUAGAGAUUAGUGUACUGGCUGCUGUGCAUUGUGUGUUCCCAUCGAUCAGUGAGUGCUCUACAGUAGCCGAAGCUAUGGGAUGUUGCCGUCGGAACCAGGAUGAAUUCAUAUUUGAGGGUGUUUUCCGUGUUCAACAUGUACAUGAUUUUAUUUUUGGCCAUGUUCCUAUAGUUUGAGCAAUGUUUCAUUCUAGUCCUGUAGUUUCAAUCUGGGACCUUUUGUUUAAGCCCCAUAAAUAGUUUACUAAUGUGGUAUAUAAUAACAUAAUUUUAUAAGAUCAAUAACUAAAAUAUACCAUAUGAGUUCAGGGUUUUUCAU
Molecule: messenger RNA, 3861 nt
Organism: Prunus persica (peach)
Lineage: Eukaryota; Viridiplantae; Streptophyta; Magnoliopsida; Rosales; Rosaceae
Product: ion channel CASTOR
Exons: 12
Coding region: 657-3344 (895 amino acids)
Biological process (GO): monoatomic ion transport
Source: RefSeq, a predicted model, not a curated record